GCGCGCUAAGCUGCAUUCAGCAAGGCGUAAUUUGACGGCGAUCAGCUAACAGUGGCUGGAAAUAGAUCUGCCCCCAUGUUGGUUAUUCCAGUUGCCUCUGUUUUGAAUAGGCACACACAGUGUACUUGGUUAAUAUUCAAAGGAUGAGCGCGAAACACAAUCUUCACACCGCCGCGUCAAUCCCCGCACAUCUCUCCCCAUCGUUAAUAAUCGCCGCGCUGCAUGACCACACCACCGCGCUUACCCUGCAAGCCCUCACAACAGGCCACGAGAAGCUGCCCAACACGCACCUCGACACACUCAAAGACACGUACUGGUUCCCCACCGAUCUGCACCCCGUCACCACAUACUCCGUCAAAGAAUGUAUAACGCUGCUCCCUGGCAUGGGCGAGUGGGGUAGGAAGUACAUCACCUUCCCCUCGUGCUUCCAGGACACACCGCAAGGCAUAAAGACGCGCGCAGACGCGUCGGGCGUGAUAGUACGCGCCGAGUUCAGGGUCGUCAGGGGGGGUGCGGCGGCAGAGGUGGAAGGCGAGGGCAUGGGCGUUGGCGACGCCGAGUGGGUGCUAGUCGAGGAUGUUGAGGUCACCUGUGCAUGGUGGAUGAUGCCCUUUGUCAAGGGCAAGAUGGAGCAGGCGCAUCGCGAUAUUUGUCGCAAGGUAGUCGAAAAGGUCGAGAUGCAGAGGCGGCAGGAAGCUAUCGCAAAGACAGCGGCGAGGGGAAAGAGAAGGGUAGAUUCAGGGCCCGAGGGACACGUCGAGGUGGAGAGGCUGGACACGCAGAGAUCUGAACUAUCUGUGGGGCCUGAUGACGUGCCAAUGAUGCCGGAGAAGAUCACGUAUCGGUAGAGCGGUGUGAGAGGCGUAUGGGAGUUUACUUGAGCUGGUUGGCUUUGCGAACCUGGCACACACCAGGGACUUCAGAAUGAGAAGCAUGUUCGACUUGGCCGUUUUUCGGUCUACACUUUAUCACCGACUACUUUUUCCUUCGCCAAUUUCACAUAACUUCACACUCGAUGUUUUACCAGAUACCCCAUCGCAGACCGCAAUGGUCCGUAGGGUAUUCCUAUCUACAUGCAGGUCAUGGC
Molecule: messenger RNA, 1087 nt
Organism: Dothidotthia symphoricarpi CBS 119687
Lineage: Eukaryota; Fungi; Ascomycota; Dothideomycetes; Pleosporales; Dothidotthiaceae
Exons: 1
Coding region: 144-848 (234 amino acids)
Source: RefSeq, a predicted model, not a curated record